UUCAUGCUGCACACACACACACACACACACACACACACACACACACCCACCAGCUCCUCUGGCUCUGUCCUAAGAAGAGUCUCAUCCCAGAGAGGUUCCGGACUUCGGACGCGAGGAGAAAUCGGCAGAUAACCUGAGCCGAAAAAAGGAUUUUUCUCUUUGUCUGGCUGGCCACCUGAGACGGGGAGUAGCUCUCUCCUUAUUCGAGGACCUGCUCCUGCUUCUGCCGCUGACGACUGACUCGACAGGCUCCAAGUUCCGCCAUGUGUUUGGUAAAGCUGCCAAGGAUAAGUGCUACGAUGGCGUGCCCAUCACACGCAGCGUGCAGGACAACAACUUCUGCGCCGUCAACCCCCGUUUUCUUGCCGUUAUCACGGAGUGUGCCGGGGGAGGGGCCUUCCUGGUGCUGUCCCUCCACAGUCGAGAUCAGCCAUGUAAAGUCAUCCCAACCCAUCCUCGAGUAUCGGGCCACAAAGGAAACGUGUUGGACAUCAAAUGGAAUCCCUUCAAUGACUUUUGCAUAGCUUCCUGCUCUGAGGACACCACGGUCAAAGUGUGGGAAAUCCCUCCUCGUGGCGUGGUGAAAAACCUUACAGUUCCGUGGAAAGAGCUGCAGGGUCACAGCCGCAGAGUGGGCCUCAUCGAGUGGCACCCCACUGCUAACAACAUCCUCUUCAGCACGGCCUACGACUACCAGGUGAUGAUUUGGAACCUGGACUCUCCAGAGCAGGUGAUAAAGAACCCCGUGCGGACCAUCAGCCACCACACAGACGUGGUUCUGUCUAUGUCCUUCAACACAGAAGGCAGCCUGCUCGCCACCACCUGUAAGGACAGGAAAGUCCGGCUGAUGGAGCCUCGCACAGGAAACCUGCUGCAGAAAGCAAACAGUAAGACACAUAAAGCCAGUAAGGUGGUGUUCCUGGGAAACAUGAAGAUGCUUCUCACAACCGGUACUUCACGCUGGAAUGAACGACAGAUUGCUCUGUGGGAUCAGGAUGAUCUGUCCGUGCCUUUGUUGGAGGAAAACCUGGAUGGUUCUUCAGGGGUCCUUUUCCCUUUCUACGACCCCGACACACACAUGUUGUACCUUGCUGGGAAGGGUGAUGGAAACAUCAGGUACUAUGAAAUCAGCUCGGAAAAACCCUACAUCCACAGUCUUACAGAAUAUCGCUCGCUCCUACCUCAGAAAGGAAUGGGUGUGAUGCCAAAGAGAGGUCUUGACGUGAGCUCCUGCGAGGUUUUCAGAUUCUACAAACUGGUGACUGCCAAGGGUCUGAUUGAGCCUAUUUCUAUGAUCGUACCCCGCAGGUCGGAGACGUACCAAGAAGACAUAUACCCGAUGACGGCAGGCAACAGGCCCGCUCUGACCGCAGAGGAGUGGCUCAGCGGCAUGGACAAAGGUCCAGUGCUGAUGUCCCUGAAACCAGGAAGUCAAUUAGAAGAGUCUCAAUCGGAGAUGAAGGGCUCGGGUAACUCGCUGGACAUUCGCAGGUCUCAGAGCAGGCCGGGAAUGCUGCUGCUCGCUUACAAUCAGGAACAACUUGAAGCCAAAGAUGCCAAAGAGGAGAGCAGGGGGGAAGAGGAUGACAGGAAUCGAAAUCUUAUCAGCAACGGGGAGGACUUUCCACCUUGCUCACCCAUGACGGAGAACGAGCUACGACUGAAGUUCCACAAGCAGCAGGAGGAGAUCCGACGACUGAGGGAGCUCCUGAAUCAGAGGGACGUGCGCGUCAAACAGCUGGAGCUGGAGAUAAAGAACAUCAAAAACUCUCAGUCUCAGAGCUCCCUUUAACACUUUCCCGACCUGCUGAUUGACAGGCACCCCCUGACAGGACACACACGCACACACACACACACACUUCUGCACAGACCCUGGAAAACGGCCCGUUCUCCGUAAGGUUCCGACUCACCUGUUUUCCUCCACAGAGCCCCACACGCUCGCCGCUCAGGGGUGAAUCUUAAGUUGUGUUUCCAGUCGGCCAACUUUGAGAAACGGUGCACAUAUUCUCGGUUCAUGUACAUACAUUAUUAAAAUGGCACCUUCUGAUUUUUUUUUUUUCUAUGCUUGCUGAUUUUUUUUUUUUUCCUUACCUGCAAUAUUUGAACUACUGUAUGCCGAGAGUCACAAAUGCAUUUUUUAAUGUGAGAGAGAUAUCCUGAAUGACAAAUUCCCUAAUCCCUGCUGUCUUUUUCUAUCCCAUUAAGCUACAUUUGUUUUCUGCGUUUAUUUUCUUUAAAAACUGGAAAUUGUUUAAUUUUACUGCGGUUAACAAACAGCCAAUCCUGUCACAGAUGCCAUGUGCAAGUUUUGAACUUAAUUUUUGUAUUUAUUUUAGAAUACAGUAAGUGAAAAUUAAGAACUUUAAUUCACAGCUGUAUAUCUGGCAAAUAUGACACAUGCAUUGUUUCAAAAAUACAAAAUCCUGCGUCUUAUGUGGAGUUACUGUGAAGAGCCAGAGUACCUCUCAACUUUUAGGUUAGCUUGUGUUUGUUUGCAGCAUUUUCUCCAUAGCUGCUUUAAUACUGGGAUUUUCUGAUCUUUUUUUUUUCUUUUUUUAAAAAUGUUUUUAAAUUGGUUUUAUGGAAGCGUUUUUAUGCAAAAGUUGGCAUAAGCUGUUGUACGUCAUAGGACAAACCGAACCCCACACAACUCUCGUGAGGCUGUGGUAACGAGGCAGGGUUUGUGCCAUAAAUCUGCAUAAAACUAUCUGACAUUGUACAAUUUAUUCCCUAAUGGACCUUGAAUUAUUUUUAAAUGUUUGAUUUUAGACUUCAUUACUACAGUUUUCAUUUAAACAUUUGAGGUAAGUAGUAAAAUAACAAACAUGCACAUAAUAAAUUAAACGGGUAAUUUGAUCCUUAUGCAGAUUCUAAAUGGAAGAUCUGAGAAAAUGGGCUUGAUAUGUGUUAGCAUUUGAAAUAAGGAUUCCUCUAUGUAACUCACAGUUCAAAAAGUUUUGUGCUAAACAAUCUUUGUAAGAAGGUAAAGUGAGGAUGCAAGUAGAACUGAUGAAAGCCAAAGAAUUAACUGAAGUUUGCUUUGAAUAGCCAAUACCAAUUAUACAAGCCUCAACUGCUUAUGAGAUCCACCUGUCCGGUCAAAGUUCACAUUUCUGGGUUGACAAUGUGUAAAAUAAGUCAUAAAAAUCCUAGUGUGAUGUUUCAGCUAUUUCCACUGAGACUGUCACUAGAAACAAAUGUAGCUAAAUUUUGGUGGUGGGUCCAAAUCCAUUUUGUGAACUUGUGCUUUUCUUAAUAUAAGCCAUAAGCAAUUAAAUAACGUUAUAUGUGCUUAAAUCUGAUCAGGGAACUUCUGAAUGCUGUCCAUUCUAUUCCACCAUCAUGUUUCAGUUGGGCCAGGGCAGAAACUGAUUUAUGUUCUUCCAAAAGAAAAAGACACAUUUCUGUAUUUCUCAGCAAAUUCAUCGGACAAAAAUGUAAAUAAAGCAUAGAGACCAAGUCGCUAUUUGCAGAUAUUAGAUCAUACGAUCCUAGGAAAAGCACUCCCACAGUAGGUCUGACCAUGCAUGUCACGGGUACAAUAGUCAUUUUCUAGAUUUGGAACAUUCAGGUCACAUCUCCUUGAAAUGACCACACCAACCACCACUCACUUAGACUUAUGGGAUUCAAUAUAAUUGUGAUGUGUUCAACACCUUUGACCUGGUGCAGGAAAGCUCUAGCUCCGGCUGACUUGGAGCAGCAUUGCCCGGCCUGUUUCAUUGCACACUUUAUGGUCCUCCACUGCUCCGGCUUUAAGGAAAAAAUGACUGAACAAAUUAAACACUUUGAGGUAAUCGGUUUUACCCACGUUUUGCUUGUGUUCCAUUACAGAAUCACUUCUGGCAGCAUAAUUAGUGCUCAUGUUUUGGUUUUGGCAGAUAGGUCUACCUCCAAAGAAAAAACUGUUUUUACUGUAACGGCCACUGUUAAGGAGCCGCCAGCCACUAACUUGAUCAACUUCAGAAAGUUACUUGGAUAGAUGCCAGAACAGACAUGUUUUCUUUUACAGUCCAACUGAAAGUAGGUAAAAGGAUAAUGGAAACUAGACACUGAAAGAUUUUUCUUAUUUAUUUAAACAGAUUAUAAGAUGGAACAUUGAAACCGAGGUUGUCAUUGAAAAUCAUCUCUAGAUUCCUGAUACUUAUUUUUCAGACUGCCUUGAUGAGCACCAACAGGUCUGAUUUCUGGUUUCUGUGGGACCAAACAGAGUGGCCUCAUCUCAGACUGGGAAAGAGGUGACCAGUGACUCUCCAAGUGCUGCUAGGAUGUAUACAUUUUAAUAUUAUGCAAAACUCUAUGUCAUAUCUGUAACAAUGUACAUGUCUUUUAAAAUGCUAGCCGCGAGUGAACAUGCAGAAGCAGAAAAUAGUUAAAACAUCUGUCAACACCUGGUUUCGUCUCUCACGAUGAGGCACCGAGGAGCAAUUAUUGCAAUUUGAAUAAAUAAAUCAACAUGCUCAUUUCUUCC
This is a messenger RNA of Menidia menidia (Atlantic silverside), 4468 nucleotides long. Lineage: Eukaryota; Metazoa; Chordata; Actinopteri; Atheriniformes; Atherinopsidae. The record is from the annotation of a GenBank genome assembly.